Molecule: messenger RNA, 11739 nt
Organism: Kalmanozyma brasiliensis GHG001
Lineage: Eukaryota; Fungi; Basidiomycota; Ustilaginomycetes; Ustilaginales
Product: PIK-related kinase, FAT
Exons: 1
Coding region: 1-11739 (3912 amino acids)
Biological process (GO): regulation of DNA-templated transcription; DNA repair
Cellular component (GO): nucleus; SAGA complex; NuA4 histone acetyltransferase complex
Molecular function (GO): protein binding; transcription coregulator activity
Source: RefSeq, a predicted model, not a curated record
AUGUCGUCCAGAGAUACCCCAUCACGCCGAUCCGUGCCCGACGUCGAGCAGCUCGCCAACAAGCUCUCGGACAAGUCCACAGAGAUCAAGGCAAAGCUCGCAACUGCAUUCGAGCUCAAGGAACUGCUCGACUUGUUCCAGAACCUCGACUACGCUCUCUUUCUCAAACAUGUUGUCCCCGCCUACAUCAGUGUUCUCGAGUCCACACCAUGCAGCUUCACUGCAGAAGCCACAGAGCAGCGCCUUCGUCACAUCAUCCUCGAGACAACCCACCGUCUCCCACAGCAAGAGGUGCUCAAGCCUUACGCCGAUAUCCUCAUGACCGCCAUGCUCAACGUCCUUCGCGACGACAACGAAGACAAUGCUGUUCUCGCUCUCAAGGUUAUCAUCGACCUCCAUCGCUCCUUCAAGGCCGUGCUCCAGGAUCAGGUGCAGCCUUUCCUCGAGCUCGUCAAGAAGCUCUACUCCAACAUGAAGAACACGGUCGAGCAGGCCUUCGAGUCCGAGGCUUCUCAGCUUCAAGGCCCAUCCACAUCAGCCGCCUCUGCCAACUCCCCUGCACCCACAGUAGCCACGACCGACACCACCACAGCAGCCACAGCAGCCACAGACUCGACAUCCACACCCUCGACAGCAACGACAGCUGCGAGCGCAACAGACUCAACCAGCACGCCGGGCGCAACAGCGGCAGCAGCGCCAUCCACAUCGACUCCAGCUGCAGGCGCCACGACCACAACAGCCAAGACAUUGCCAAAGUCCAUGUCCAGCUUCAAGGUCUUGACAGAAUGCCCCAUCGUCAUCGUCCUCAUCUUCCAAAGCUACCGCACCGUCGUCUCGCAGGCCAUCAAUGUCUUUGUGCCUCUCAUCAUCGAGAGCUGUCUCUCGCUCCAGGCAAAACCUCAGCGCGAGGCGCACGAAGCUGCCAAGACCAAAGGCGAGAUCUUUGUCGGCGUGGCCCCGGGUAUCAAGAAUCGGUCGCUGUACACCGACAUGAUUGUAGCGCAGGUCAAGACCAUGUCCUUCCUCGCCUACGUCCUGCGCGGAUCUGCUCCCGUCAUGCGUCCCUUCGCACAAGUGCUGCCCGAAAUCAGUGUGCGUCUGCUGAAGGACUGUCCGCCCGAGGCAUCGGCUACACGCAAGGAGCUGCUCGUAGCCACGCGCCACGUCCUGUCGACCGAAUACCGCGCUCACUUUGUGGGUCAGAUCGACACUCUGCUCGACGAGCGCGUCCUCAUCGGCACCGGCGUCACUUCGCACGAGACGCAGCGUCCCCUCGCCAUCAGCAUGCUCGCCGAUCUCGUCCACCAUGUCCGCCAGGAGCUCUCUCCCGCACAGCUCGUUCGUGUCGUCCAGAUCCACUCGCAGAUCUUGCACGAUCCCACACUGGCACCGAGUAUCCAGACCAUGUGUGUCAAGCUUCUCCUCAACCUUGUGGAGACCAUCCUCACAAAGCAUCCUGACGGCGCCACACAGACGCUCGCCUCCAUCUUGGACGUCUUUGUCGAGAAGCUCUCCAGCUUGCAUCGUCUCCGCUCUGACAUGGACCGCAUCAGGACCAUCAAGGACCAGUCCGAGGAAGCGGCUACCGAAUCGGCUGUCGAUGCCGUUGCCAUCGAGCGCGGCAAGCCCAUUCAAGCGGCUGCCACCAUGCUCGACACCGCAGGCGACCCGCUCAAGGAUGCUCGCUUCCUUUUCCGAAACAUCCUCUUUGGCUUCAAGACACUGAUCCCUGUCCUGCGACACCGCAACGCUGCUCAUCCGGACGGCACCGUAGCAGGCAAGCUGCUCGUCGACGGUGUGAAGUGCUGGUCCCUCCACGAGGAUCGCGAUGGCAGAGAGGAGAAGGAAGUGCUGGAUCUCUUCACCACCGUCUUUAUCGAUCUCGAACCGCAAGUCUUCCACGAGGUGUUUACAACGCACAUGCCCUUCCUCUUCCAGGAGAUGCUCAACUCGCCUACAUUGCUCGGCAUCCCGCAGAAUCUGCUCAGCAACGACGCCGUCUCGAAACGCUUUGUCGGCAUUCUUCUUCGCUUCCUUGUGGACCGCCUCGAGGAGCUCGGCAAAUCGGACAAGAAGCAUGCCUCGAUCAGCUUGCGUCUCUUUAAGAUGGCCUUCAUGGCGGUCACCAUCUUCCCUGAGGAGAACGAGGUGGUGCUGCAGCCGCACCUCAGCCAUCUCAUCAUGGAAUCCAUGAAGCUGGCGAGCAAGGCCGACGAACCCACCAACUACUUCUUGCUCCUCCGUGCCCUCUUCCGCAGCAUCGGAGGUGGCCGAUUCGAGCUACUCUACAAGGACGUGCUGCCACUGCUUCCCGUGCUUCUCGAGAACCUCAACGCGCUUCUCAACGCGGCCGAGCCCAGCAGACGCGAGGUCUUUGUCGACCUCUGUCUCACGGUUCCGGUGCGGUUGAGCGUGUUGCUGCCUUACCUCGGCUAUCUGAUGAAGCCUUUGGUGCUGGCGCUCCAGUCGUCGACCGAGCUCGUCAGCCAGGGUCUUCGAACGCUCGAGUUGUGCAUCGACAACCUCACCCAAGAGUUCCUCGACCCCAUCAUGGCACCCUAUGCAUCGGACAUCAUGGCCGCAUUGUGGCAGCACCUCCAGCCACUGCCUCACAAUCACCAGCACUCGCAUACCACCAUGCGUAUCCUCGGAAAGAUGGGCGGUCGUAACCGCAAGCUACUGCAGAACCCGCCGCGACUGUCGUACAACUCGCACAAGGGUCCCACUUUCCCUGUGCACUUUGAGGGCAAGACGCAUUCGAUGACGCUGACACCUGUCACCGAGCUGGCGCUGGCCAACAUCCGACGUACCGACCCGUACUACCGCAAGCACGCCUUCGAGCUGCUUCGACACACCGCAGCGCUCUUCCUCGAUGGCUCGCUCAUGGAUGCGGAGCGCGAGACCAUCUUCGGCAAGCUCAUCAAGGGGCUCUUUGAUGCGACGCGCUCUGACGACUUGCGCGACGAGGCGGUGCAGUAUCUCUUCGGCAUCUGCAAGCACGUUCUGCAUGCCGAGAUCAAGCGCGAGAUGCCUUCGUCCUCGGGUGCAUCCAGCCGUCACUUGUGGCCCAUGACCACGUCGUUGCUCGAGGGUCUCACAAACGCACUUGCUCUCAACGAGGCUGGCAACGAUCCUGCGCCGCUCAUCGAGCUGCAACUCCAGAUCAUCCGCGAAUUCCUCACUGCCUGUGAGAAGGCGCCCGCCACGCGCCCGGAUCUCGGCCACAUCGUCAUGCAUUCGUUUGCCAGCAAGUUCUGCUCUCAAUGCUACGAGCAACUCUGGCAGCGCAAGACCGGUGGCUGGCUCGGUGUUGACAUGCUCGUUCGCCGUGCCGAUCUUGGUCAAAUUUGGGUCCGCGAUCACCAGCUUGAGAUCGUCCGUGCCCUGCUCUUCAUGCUCAAGGACAUGCCCAACGAUCCUCCCGGCAACAUCGACGAGGUCAGCGAGACGCUGCUCCAGGUCAUCCGACAGGCCUACACCGUCAAGACACCCGCUGCUGACGGCAAGCCCGAAGCGCCCGUGCCCGAGAGGCCGAGUCACCUUACUUACCUCAUCGGUAUCCUGGUGCCUGAGCUCUCCAGCUCCAACGCUACUGUCCGCACCACCACGCAGACGGCGUUCAAGCUGCUCGCCGAGCUCCGCAACUGCACCGUCACCGAGUUGCUGACACCGCAGAAGGACCGUCUCCUCCAGCCCAUCUUCACCAAGCCGCUGCGUGCGCUUCCCUUCGGCAUGCAGAUCGGUCACAUUGACGCCAUCACCUUUGCGCUCAAUUUGACGCCGCCGCUGCCCGAGUUCAACGAGGAGCUGUACCGAGUAUUGACCGAGGCAUUGGCGCUCGCUGACGCCGACGAUCAGGCUUUGAUCGGGCGAACGUCGCAGUACAAGAACAUGAUCGCCGUGACCAAGCUCCGCGUUGUGGCGAUCCGGCUGCUCUCGUCUGCGAUGGCGUGCGGCGACUUCCUCUCCGCCAAGCACACGCAGAUGCGCAUGAAGAUCAUCUCGGUCUACUUCAAGAGUCUCUACUCGCGCAGCGAAGAGGUGGUGCAGGUGGCCUACGAGUCUCUCAAGACCGUCUUGAGCCAGCAGAGCAAGCUGCCCAAGGAUCUCCUUCAGAGCGGUCUUCGACCCAUCUUGAUGACCCUGGCCGACCGCAACCGUCUGACCGCUUCGGGUCUCGAAGGUCUCGCUCGUCUGCUGCAGCUGCUCACCAACUAUUUCAAGGUCGAGAUCGGUACCAAGCUGUUGGAUCACCUGACCAGUCUUGCUGAGCCGGCGGUGCUGCAUCGCGCUGCAGCCGGAUCUCUUCGCGACAACGAGCAGAUCAAGACGCUUGUGGCUAUCGUCAAUGUCUUCCGCCUUUUGCCUGAAGCUUCGUUUCAGUUCCUGCCGCGUCUCACCACCACGGUGGCCGAGAUCGAGUCGCAGCUGCGACGCGCUGGUGCCACGCCGUUUACCAAGCCGCUGACGCUCUUCCUCAACCGCUUCGCUGAGAAGGCCGUCACCUACUUCUUCGAAGGUGAUAAGCUCAGCAACCCGAAGUUCUUGAGGGUGGUCAAGCUGUCGCUGGCAUCUGACGACGGUCCCGAACUGCGAUCUCAGGUGACGGAGAGGCGCGAGAAGCUGCUCUUCCCGCUCUUCACCAACGAAGCCACGGCGGGCCAAGUCCAAGCAGGCAUCUCGAUCGUGCAGCAACUGGUCGAAUGCGAUCCCAAGUGGUUGGUCAACAACAAGGAUGUCUUCGAGAAGCUCAUCGCUCUCUGGAACAGUCCUGCAAGCAGCGCGCGUCGACGCGGGGAGGCCAACAGCAGCAGCGCCACCAAAGCGGUUGCCGCCACAGCCAGCACGACCGGCACCCCGGCACCCGGUGUCACGCGAAGCCACAGUGAGACCAAGCAGCUCAUCGAGCUCUUCCUUUCGUAUCUCCGCAUCGAACCCCAUGUCGAGGCGUAUGUGGCGAUGCUCGACGCGUACACCUACAAGAUUGCCUUCGACCUCACCUUUGCGACCCGCUUCAUCUACGACCAUCUCUGCGUCAAGGCGACCAACUCGUUCAAGAGGCAGGUCUUUUCGCGCUUCCUCACGCUCUUCGAAGACAAGGAUGCAAGUCAGAUGCUCAAGACGCAGGCGCUUCGUGUACUGAUCAACCCGAUGUUGCUCGCUUCGUACGGUCCUCACCCUACGUCCUCGGCAGCUGCCUCUCCAAAGGCAGACGCGGUCAUCCUCGCAGACAAGCCGAAAGCGGCAGUCGCCGCCGCGCCAGCUCAGAAGACCGAUGACAAGGACGGCGAUGUCGAGAUGAAGGCGGCAACUGCCGGCGCAAAGGAGCCAGAACCCGCCGCCGCUGCUUCCGCCGAGGACGGUGCGAAGACAGCCGCAGCGUCAACGGAGGCGAGCAAGGUUCCAGAGACCGACGACCCCGCUGCUGCCGCCACGACCACCACCGUCGCUGUCGCUGACGAUUCCGAGGUCAUCGAUGUCGACCUGGUCACCGAGAUUGUCAACCGCAUGUGGAAGCCCUUCCAAAACCCAAAGCUGGCCACCGAGCUGUGCUCCGACGAUGCGCUCCGCAUCGAGCUGCUUCACAUGUCGACCAUGAUCCUCGAGCACUGCUCGGAUCAUCUCGCCCAGAAUGGGCAGCUCAAGAAGGACACAAUCAAGUUCGGCUGGGCCAACCUCACCGCCGAAGAUGUCACCGUCAAGAACGUGGCCUACAUCUUCAUCGCGCGCUUCCUCGAGGUCUUUGAGAGCCCCAUCAAGAUUGUCGGCCAAGUCUACUUUGGCCUGUUGCGUGCUCACCAGUCGGAGGGCCGCAGCAUGGUCAAGAAGGCGCUCGAUAUCUUGGUGCCAGCGCUGCCCAAGCGUGCCGGAGCCAGUGAGCCUGGCCAGGCCCCUCAGUGGGCCAAGUGGACCAAGCGCCAGCUCGUCGACGAGGGUCACAACGUCAGCCAGCUCUUUGCGAUCCUGAGCCUGCUCGUGCGUCACGCCGACCUCUUCUACAGCAGUCGCGAGAUGUUCAUCCCGCACAUUGUCAGCAACCUCACCAAGCUCGGCCUUGUCGCCAAUGUCAAUGUCGAGUCGAGGAUGCUUGCCGUUGACCUCGUCGAGCUCCUGCACAAGUGGGAGAAGCGCCGCCAAGAGCAUGUCCGCUCGCAGCAGGCAUCCAAGGACGGCGCUUCUACCGACGUUGCAACGGAUGCCGAUGCCACUGUAGGCGCAGCCAAACGCGCUCUCGAUGCGCCUGAAGAGGCGACGGCCGUCAAGAAGGUCCGCAUUGAUGAGACGGGCAUUUCGGCUUCAGCUUCUGCGUCCAAGAGCUCAUCGCCUGCUCCUGCAGCCACUUCGACGACCUCGGCUUCCGCUGCGCCCAGUGCCGCCAUUGCUGAUCUGUCUCCUGCCGACCACGAGUAUCUCAUGCCGAUGAACCUGCGCGAGAUGACCGUCGGCUUCCUGGUGCGCUUCGUGUCCCUCUCGAUGGAGCCUAUCUCGAAAGCCGGGAUCGUGUCCAAGGCGGCCACUCUGCUCUCCGAGGUCCUCAAGGCUCCCUACUGGUCCGACGUGCAGGUGCGACUGUCCAUCUUCCAGCGCCCGCUGAUUCACACCGAGAUCAACGAGCAGAACACACCCGUCAUCUGCAAUGCGCUGCGCACUCUGCAGAUCGUCGUCGAGGACAAGACGGAUGCCUACAUUGCACCGCACGUGCCCCAGCUGCAGAAGCUGCUGGAGAAAAGUGCUGCCACCGACGAGGUUUCGCUCGUUGAGGCGCAGAAGCCCGUCCUGGAGCGCAUCUUCCGCGUCAUUCCGGAUCCGCCGCCCGAGGAGGAUGCAGAUGGUGAAGCCGAGAUGGACACGGGCGACGACAAGAAGGCCGACGACGAAGACGCAGCAGACGCCAAAGACACCAAAGAGACCGAGGCGACCGACGAGCUCGCCGCUUUCCGCAAGUUUGCUGAGAACCUCAUCGCCGAUGGUCUUAAGCAGAGUCAGCACCUCUACAGCGUCUUCAGCAUGCUUGACGCUUGGAGUCAGAGCAAGCCCGAGAAGAUCGACGCGCAUCUGCCUGCUCUCAGCAAGGCGCUCAGCAAGCUGACCAAGGAGCAUCUGGCUGCCACCGCGCCCGUGCCUGCCAACGAUGCCAAUCUCAAGCUGCUCAUGCUGGUGCUCGAGCUGCUCAAGCGUCGCAUCUCGAAUCUUGGCGAUCAGCGACGCUGGUUGCUCUCGGCUCUCGUCCAGCUCGUCGAGCGCUCGUCGUCGAUGGAGUUGUGCCGCUUCCUGCUGUCCACCAUGUCCAAAUGGAUCCUCGAACAGCGCGAAACGUUCCCGACCGUCAAGGAGAAAGCGGGUAUCCUGCUAAAGAUGAUGUCGUUUGAAUCGCGCGACAACGACCAGUUGCUCCGCGACUACCUCGACCUCAUUCAUGCCAUCUACACGACGCCCGCAUUCGCUCGCACCGAGCUGACGGUGCGACUCGAGAACGCCUUCUUGCUCGGGUGCCGUCACAAGGACGCCCAGGUGCGCCAGAAGUUCAUCGACAUCUUUGACCGAACGCUGGUUCGCGGAGUCGCUGGACGUCUGCAGUACCUGCUCGGACACCAGAGCUGGGAGUACCUCGCCGAGCACUACUGGGUCAAUCAGGUCCUUGACCUCAUGCUUGCGUCGAUUGACACCAACUGGCCUCUCCUUGCCCACAGCUCGCUGCAGCUCGGCAAAGGAGGCAGCAGCUUCGUGCCGACGCUCAAGAGUCUGCAAUUAGGCGACAUGCUCAACUCGAUCCGUGCGCUCCAGUACACAGACCGCGAUCUCGCCCACCAGAUCUGGGUUUCGUUCUUCUCGGCCGCCUGGCGCUCGGUGAGCCGCAAGGACCACGACGACAUCACGCGCGCCCUCAUCGGCGUGCUGACACGCGAGUACAACCUCCGACAGGUCAGCAAGCGUCCCAACGUCGUUCAGACGCUGCUGGAAGGCGCUCUGGCGUGCAAGCCGCAGCUCGAGCUGCCGCCCCACGUCGUCAAAUACCUCGGUCGCAACUUCAAUGCCUGGCACACGUCGAUCGAGCUUCUGCAGAACUUGUUGCGCUCGCUGCCCCGCCAGGACGAUGCCAUCCGCGAAGCGGGCCAAGACGCGCUCACCGAGCUCUACGCCGAGCUGUCGGAGGAGGACAUGUUCUACGGCCUCUGGCGGCGACGAUGCGUGUACGCCGAGACCAAUAGCGCGAUCUCAUUCGAGCAAAUCGGCAUGUGGAACCAGGCGCAGGUGCAGUACGAGACGGCGCAGAUCAAAGCCCGAUCCGGCGUGCUCAACUUUACCGAGGCCGAGUACCACCUGUGGGAGGACCAGUGGGUCUUCUGCGCUCAGAAGCUGCAGCAGUGGGACAUCCUCACCGACCUCGCCAAGAUGGAGGGCGACAAUGACUUGCUGCUCGAGUGCGCUUGGCGUCUGUACGACUGGAACACGGAGCGCGAGACGCUAGAGCAGGCGCUCGAGAGUCUGUCGGCGAGCGCGACGCCACGACGUCGCGUGUUCGAGGCGUACAUGGCGCUGCUCAAGUCGCAGUCCGGUCAGGACAAGCCUGCCGAGUUUGGCCGCAUCUGCGACGAGGCGAUUCAGCUGACGCUCAAGAAGUGGCACUCGCUGCCGACGGCCGUCACUACUGCCCACGUUCCUCUGCUGCAGAUCUUCCAGCAAUUCGUCGAGCUGCAAGAGGCAAGCACCAUCUUUGCCAGUCUGGCGCACACCAACGCGACCAACUUGGACCAGCGCUCCGCCGAGCUCAAGGCGCAGAUGCAGACGUGGCGAGAACGUCUGCCGAACCUGUGGGAUGACAUCAAUGCGUGGUCCGACCUGGUCGCUUGGAGGCAGCAUGUGUUUGGCGCCAUCAACAAGGCGUACCUGCCGCUGGUGCCCGUCAUUCAGCAGCGCGACGGUCAGAAUGCGUCCACCAACUCGUACGCCUACCGCGGCUACCACGAGACAGCGUGGAUCAUCAACCGCUUCGCCCACGUGGCUCGUAAGCACUACCUCAACGAUGUCUGCAUCUCGUCGCUCACAAAGAUCUACACGCUGCCCAACAUCGAGAUCCAGGAGGCCUUCCUGAAGCUGCGCGAGCAGGCCAAGUGUCACUUCCAGAACCCGAACGAGUUGACGCAAGGUCUGGACGUGAUCAACAACACCAACCUGAUGUUCUUUGCUGCGCCGCAGAAGGCCGAAUUCUUCACGCUCAAGGGCAUGUUCAUGGCGCGUCUCGGGCUCAACGACGAAGCCAAUCACGCCUUCGCCACCGCGAUCCAGAUGGACCUCAACCUCGCCAAGGCGUGGACCGAGUGGGGUCGCUACAACGAUCGCCUCUUCCGCGACCGCCCCACGGACCUCGCCUCGGCUGGCAAUGCCGUCAGCUGCUACCUUCAGGCGGCGGGUCUCUACAAGAACGCCAAGGUGCGCAAGGUGCUCAUCCGCGUCCUGUGGCUAUUGUCGUGCGACGACAACAAGGGCACCGUUUGGCAGGCCUUUGAAGGGUUCAAGGGCGAAGCGCCCACGUGGUACUGGACGACAUUCAUCCCACAGCUGCUGCAGAGCUUGAGCCACAAAGAAGCGAGGUUCGCGCGGAAGAUGCUCAUGUCGAUCGCAAAGACGUAUCCGCAAUCGCUGUACUUCCACCUGCGCACGACCAAGGAGGACUUUGUGGCGAUGAAGCGGCAGUCGUUGAUGGCGGCGCAGAGGGUGGCCCAGCAGCAGGCGAGGCAGCAGCAACAGGUGGCUGCCGCGGCUGCGGCUGCUUCGAACGGAAAGACGCCUGCGGCGGGUGCCGAGGCGGGGAAGACCGCUGGUGCCGACGGACAGACUGCUGCGGCUGGCAGUCCCGCGAAAGCGGAUGGUGCGACGCCUGCAAACGCUGCGGGCACGCCUGCGAACGGUAGCGCCGACGCCAGCAAGUCUGCCAUUCCAGCCCCUUCCGCGCCUGGCGCAGCGGCAACGGCUGCAGCCGCAGCCGCAGCCGGAGGGGCACCCGCACCCGCCGCUCCCGCUAAUGCUGCCGCCGCCGCUGCUGCCGCUGCAGCAGCCAACAUGCCACGCCAACCCUGGGAGUACGUCGACGAGAUCCUCAACAUCCUCAAAACCGCCUUCCCGCUGCUCACGCUCACGAUGGAGAACAUCGCCGAGCAGAUACAGCAGCGCUUCAAGCCGACCAACGAGGAAGACAUCUACCGUCUCACCAACGCGCUCCUCAACGAUGCCCUGCAACAGUACAUCCAACGCGCGGUCUCGCCCAAUGACUCUGGCGUCCUCCCCGCCUCUUCGCAGGCCAACGUCAUCCGCUUUGCCGAGAACCUCCCGCCCGGCCCACUGAAGACGUCGUUCGAGGAGGACUUUGUGAAGUCGAAGCCCACGCUGCGCGACUACGUGUCCAAACUGCAACGCUGGCGCGAUCGAUACGAGACGAGCCUCGACCGUCGACCCAGCAAGCAGCAUCUCGAGCACUGCUCUCACUACCUCGUCGAGUUUCAGCAUCAGAAGUUCGACGAGGUCGAGGUGCCCGGUCAGUACCUCAAGCUGGAGGACAACAACUCGGACUUUGUCAAGAUCGCUCGGUUCAUGCCGGUGUUCGAGAUGGUGCGUUCCUCGGGGAUGUGCACGCGCCGGCUGAUGAUUCUGAGCAACAAGGGCACGACGCAUUCGUUUGCGGUGCAGCUGCCGAGUGGAAGGUACUGUCGACGGGAGGAACGAAUCUUCCAGCUGCUGCGUUUCUUCAACCGCGUACUGGAGAGGAGGAAGGAGACGCGGAAGAGGGGAUUGGCGUUCCACGUGCCACUGGCGUUGCCGUUGGCACCUCAGGUGAGACUGAUCGAUCACGACUCGAGCUUUGUCAGUCUGCAAGACAUCUACGAGCGACACUGCGAGGAGAUCGGGAUUGGCAAGGACGACCCCGUCAUCGCGUGGGUGGAAAAGAUGCGAUCGACGUGGGACGGUGGAGCUACCCCGGCCGGUACCACACGCGGCAAUGUCGACUUCACCAAUCUCCGCAUGGACCUCAUGGAGGAGAUCUCGACCAAGUACGUCCCGGACAACGUUCUCACUCGUUACCUCACGCGGUCCAUGCCGAGUGCGUCCGAACUCUACCUGCUCCGCAAGCAGUUCACGCUGCAAACCGCCGCAGCGUCGUUCGUGACCUACUGCCUGUUCGUCAGCAACCGUCUUCCGAACCGCAUCCACAUCAGUCGCUCUUCGGGUCAAGUAGCCAUGUCGGAUGUGGUGCCGACGUUCAAUCCCACAGCGCCGCAGUUCAAGUCGACCGACCCGACGCCAUUCCGUCUCUCGCCGAAUCUGCAGCAUUUCAUCGGGCCGGUGGGCGUCGAAGGUGUGUUGACGAGCAGCUUGAUGGCGUUGGGCAGAACGCUCACCGAACCCGAUCGGAACCUCGAGGAGUACCUAGGCAUAUUCGUGCGCGACGAGAUCAAUUUUUGGCUCCAAGGCGCUCAACGUCAAGCUCAGGCCGCUGCUCAGGCAGGUGGCGCCCCCCCUCCCGCACUUGUUACCGAGGCACCCAGAGAGGUCGUACUGACAAACGUGUUGGAGGUGGUCAAGAGAGCCAAGUUGGUCAGCUGCAGACACGAAUUUGAUAAGCUCCAGAACGGCGCACCGGCCACGACGCCGGUGAGCUCCGUGGUACUCGAUCUGGUCAACUCGGCCAGCAACCCGAGCAAGUUGGCGUUGCAAGAUCCUACUUGGGGUCCCUGGCUGUAG